Zea mays is the source of this 315-nucleotide messenger RNA. Its product is annotated as protein STRUBBELIG-RECEPTOR FAMILY 5. The record is from RefSeq and is a predicted model, not a curated record. The transcript is spliced from 5 exons. Lineage: Eukaryota; Viridiplantae; Streptophyta; Magnoliopsida; Poales; Poaceae. The coding region runs from base 1 to 315 and encodes 104 amino acids. Gene Ontology annotation, molecular function: protein binding.
AUGUCGACCCCACCGCCGUCCAUCGCCGCCGUGUGGGACUGGCGGACUGCGAUUGCUGAACCGGGCAAAAUUGAGAUUGAAAUCAGUAACCAAAUUUACAGUGAUCUCAGCAAUAACAAUCUCAACGGCGAUCUUCCAUAUCAGCUUCCACCAAACGUGGUUGAAUUAAAUCUUUACGGAAACUCUUUAACUGGAGGAGUUCCUUAUUCGAUAUCUCAGAUGGGUGAUCUGGAAACACUAAAUUUGGGCAAGAACCACCUAAGCGGGCAGUUGACAGAUAUGUUUUCACAACUUCCAAAGCUCUCAACAUUGUAA